AUGGCGGGACGUCGGAGCCCGAAAGGUCGCCGCAGUGGCGAUCCUUCGCUCAGCCGCUCCGCAGGCUUUGACGACAUUCCUAGGGAUGACGAGGAUCUCUUCGAAGCCAGCCGAGAUCAGAUUCUUCUGGACGGCCAAGACCGUGGCAUCGACUCGGACGACGACAUGGACGUCGGGCUCAACGAUCGGGAGGUCUUGGGAAUCGAUGAAGCUCGCUCUGAUGAAGACGAGGAUGCCGAUCUGGACGACGAUGAAGAUGCCGAGGCUUACGACGAGGACGAGGCAUAUCCGUCUCAAGGCCGCCGCGGAAUUAAAAAGGCCGACAUCGUGGUCUCGAGCGACGACGACGAUUUAGAUGACGACGAGGAGGACGAUGAAGAUGCAGAGGAUGGACAGGAGCUGCACGAGAACGACCGCGGCUGGGGCGCCAACAAGCGCGCCUACUACAACACAAACGACCUGGACGCCAUGGACUCCGACUCGGACAUCGACGAGGAGCAAGCUCGCGAGCUUGAGCUCAAGGAGGUCAAACGCCUGCAGAAGAAGAGCCGAAGCGCCAUGGACGAUUCGGACUUCGGUCUCGGCGGCGACGACGUGGACAGCGAACUCGUCAAAUCAGCUCAGGACGCUGGCCGGGAGCAGCGAAGGCGCGAGCUCGAUGGCGACGACAGCAUCACCGCAUCCCCUCGCAGCAAGAAAGCUGCUGCCUUUCCGAGCAAGUCCAACGGCGUCACUACACAGGCAAACGACGAGGCGAGUCGUCGGGCACGACUUGCCAAGCUUCAGCAGUCAAGCCCAGAAGCUGUCGCGCUCGCCGGAGAGUACGCCGACAUGCUCGAAGACUUUGGACGCGCCGACGCUCUGCUCAAGAAGAUGAUGGUUGAGCAGCCCAAGAAUGCUUCUCUCGAGGUGAUGCACGUUCAUUACCAGACACUCGCCACCUACAUCACCACCAUGACCUUCUACUUCCACCUGCGCGCCACUGCCGAAUUCGCCAAUGAUCCUGCCAAGCUUCGAGCGCAUCCGGUCAUGCAGCGGAUGAUGUGUCUCAAGCAAGGUCUGAGUGUCAUGGAGGAUCUCGGUCUUACUUUUGAUGGCCAGCGCACGCCAGGCACGAAUGGCGGAUUGUCGUCGGACGAGAUGGACGAGAUGAACAUGCUCAGCCAGGGCAGCGAGGACGAUGACUUGGGCGAUCUGGACGAAGACGAGCUGGCCGAUCUCAUGGCAGACGCCGGCGGAAAAGAAAACGCGGCUCCCGUCAAGGUCGGAAAAAAGAAGAGCAACAAGCAGGAGUACGACGAUAAGGACUACGAAGAGGCGACCUCCAAGCCGAAGCCGAAGAAGAAGGCUGCCGCCGACAAGCCCAAGAAGAAAGCGACCAAGGCUAAGAAGCCAGAGCCUGUUGCACCGCUGGCGGCCGGGCUCGCGGACCUCAACGAUGAGCCCGUGCUCCAAGUCAAGCUUAAGAAGAAGGGCAGCGCCGGCAGCUCUGCCACGAGCAAUCCGUUUGCGGUGUCCGACAACGCCACCAACUUUGACGAUGCGACGUUUGGCGAGAUGUCGGGACUGUCUUCGAUCGAUUCGGCGGAGCGAGCGGCGAGGAAGCGCUCGUUGCAGUUCCAUGCAUCCGCGAUCGAGAGCAAGGCACUGCAGCGCUCCAAGGCUGCCAAGGAGCGUCAGUCGGGUGAUGCAGACAUCCCCUACCGCGAUCGCGAACGAAGCCGAGCCGGCGUCGAAGCGACCAAAGCUGCGCGUGAAGCGAAACUGCAGCAGCAGCUCAACGGUGGCAUGGGCAAGGACGUCGCUCUGGACGGCCAGGAUGGGUGGGGCCAAGCAGACGAGAAGGACUGGCGCGAUGUUAUGGGUCAGUCCUCCGCCUCUUCUUCACGUCUCAGUGGAUCCGCCAACGACGACGAUGGCGACGACGACGCUGCCGACUACUACGAUCUUGUCACGUCCUCUCGCAAGCGCGCCCGUGCCGAAGCCAAGGAAGAGUACGACGAAGCACGUAACGCCGAGCGCUUCGCACUCAUGGAAGACGACGUCUUGGAAGACGGCCAACACCGCGGCAUCAACCGCCAGAUCGAGAAGAACAAGGGCCUCACACCGCAUCGCCCCAAGACGUCGCGCAACCCGCGUGUCAGGAAGAGACUCAAGUACGAGCAGGCCAAAAAGAAGCUCGGCUCGCGCCAGGCCGUGUUCAAGGGCGGUCAGUCGAGCCUCCAGGGUGGAUACGGAGGAGAAGCGUCCGGUAUCUCGACUCACUUGGUCAAGUCGAGGAAGCUUGGUUGA
Molecule: messenger RNA, 2292 nt
Organism: Kalmanozyma brasiliensis GHG001
Lineage: Eukaryota; Fungi; Basidiomycota; Ustilaginomycetes; Ustilaginales
Product: Sas10/Utp3/C1D
Exons: 1
Coding region: 1-2292 (763 amino acids)
Biological process (GO): maturation of SSU-rRNA from tricistronic rRNA transcript (SSU-rRNA, 5.8S rRNA, LSU-rRNA)
Cellular component (GO): small-subunit processome; nucleolus
Source: RefSeq, a predicted model, not a curated record